Messenger RNA from Myotis myotis, 1141 nucleotides. RefSeq names its product UDP-glucuronosyltransferase 1-6-like. The record is from RefSeq and is a predicted model, not a curated record. Gene Ontology annotation, molecular function: UDP-glycosyltransferase activity. The transcript has a single exon. Bases 236 to 1126 code for a protein of 296 amino acids. NCBI's taxonomy places the organism in Eukaryota, Metazoa, Chordata, Mammalia, Chiroptera, Vespertilionidae.
GAAGAACUAAACCCAGAAGCUCAGGCAAGAGCUAAGAAGCAUGGUUGGCUCAAGUUACCUGUGUUCUUAGAAAUAGUUAAAUAUUAAUGUAGGUUCUUGCAUAUCAGAGGGCAAAGCUCAGAGCACAGAGAGGUAGGCCAGGUCUGUGAAGAGGGGCAGGUAGGGUCAGUGUAGGGGACAUAGCCGGGAGCCAUCGGAGUCAGGCAGCGUAACCCAUUUACUCUUGCUGCACUCCAUGGGGAUGGCCUGCCUCCCCUGUGCGGCCCGGGGAGUUUCUGCAGGGGUUUUCCUCUUAGGGCUUUGGGGUGUGGCUCUCGGUGACAAGCUGCUGGUGGUCCCCCAGGAUGGAAGCCACUGGCUCAGUAUGAAGGGCAUAAUUGAGGUGCUUAGUGACAGGGGCCAUGACAUCGUAGUGCUGGUGCCAGAAGUCAAUUUGCUUCUGAAAGAGUCCAAACACUACACCAGGAAAAUCUAUGCGGUGCCCUACGACCAGGAAGAGCUACAGAGACGCUUCCGAACCUUUGGGAACCGGCACUUCGAGGAGAGAUCGCUCCUGACUGCUCCCCUGGUGGAGUACAGGAAUAACAUGGUCGUCGUUGACCUGUGCUUCAUCAACUGCCAGAGCCUCCUGAGGGACUCAGCCACUCUGAGCUUCCUCCGGGAGAGCAAGUUCGACGCCCUGUUCACAGACCCGGCCAUGCCCUGCGGGGUGAUCCUGGCCGAGUUCCUGGGCCUGCCCUCCGUGUACCUCUUCAGGGGCUUCCCGUUUGCCCUGGAGCAUACGUUCAGCCGAAGCCCGAACCCCGUGUCCUACAUCCCCAGGUGCUACACCCAGUUCUCAGACAGGAUGACUUUCUCCCAGAGGGUGGUCAACUUCCUUGUUAAUCAUUUGGAGAACCUCGUAUUUCACUGUCUGUUUUCAAAGUACGAAGACCUCGCAUCAGACCUCCUCAAGAGACAGGUACACUUACCCACCUUAUAUCAGAAGGGCUCCAUUUGGCUCUUGAGAUAUGACUUUGUGUUCGAGUAUCCCAGACCAGUCUUGCCCAACAUGGUCUUCAUUGGAGGGACCAGCUGUAAGAAGAAAGGGGUCCUGUCUCAGGUGGGUGGCUUUAUUCCUUUGUGAUUGCCCCGUUUCUUC